CAACAUUUAAGAAAGGUACUGUUCAUGGAUAGGACAGGUUUGGAGGGAUAUGGACCAGGUGGGACUAGUGUAGAUGGGACAUGUUGGCUGGUGUUGGGCAAGGUGGGACGAAGGGUCUAUUUCCACUCUGUAAGAUUCUAUGACUCUAGGAGUUGCUCCAAGAUUGUUUUAUAAUAGGCUUCCGUUCACAAGACUAUCUCCCCCUAGGGCACAGACACAACGAUGCUGAACAAACUGAACUCUCAGCACAAGCUCAAUGCUUACUACAUCCCACCAAAGAACAACUAUGAGACCCAGUUUGGCAUCAGCCAUUUUGCUGGAAUUGUCUACUAUGAGACGAAAGGUUUUCUGGAGAAGAACCGCGACACUCUUCACGGAGACAUCAUCCAACUGGUCCACUCCUCCAAGAAUAAGUUCAUCAAACAGAUCUUCCAGGCCGAUGUUGCCAUGGGCGCGGAGACCAGGAAACGCUCGCCGACGCUGAGCAGCCAGUUCAAACGCUCGCUGGAGCUGCUGAUGAGAACUCUCGGUGUCUGCCAGCCCUUCUUUGUCCGUUGCAUCAAGCCCAAUGAGUACAAGAAAUCCAUGCUGUUUGACCGGGAGUUGUGUGUGCGGCAGCUGAGGUACUCUGGCAUGAUGGAGACCAUUCGUAUCCGCAGGGCGGGCUAUCCCAUCCGCUACACCUUUGUGGAGUUUGUCGACCGGUACCGGGUCUUGAUGCCUGGGGUCAAACCGGCUUAUAAACAGGGAGACCUGCGCGGGACGUGCCAGCGAAUAGCAGAAGCCUUCCUAGGCCGGGUUGAUGACUGGCAGAUUGGGAAGACAAAGAUUUUCUUGAAGGACCACCACGACAUGAUGCUGGAGGUGGAAAGGGACAAGGCCAUCACUGACAAGGUGAUCCUCAUCCAGAAGGUGGUGCGGGGAUUUAAAGACAGGUCAAACUUUGUGAAGAUGAGGAAAUCUGUGAUGUUAAUUCAACGUUACUGGCGUGGCUACCGAUGCAGGAAGAGAUUCAGUGCGAUGCGACUGGGGUUCUGCAGGCUGCAGGCCCUGCACCGCUCCCGCAAACUCUUCACCCAGUACCACUUUGCCCGCAAGAGGAUCAUCCUGUUCCAGGCCCGUUGCCGUGGUUACCUGGUGCGCCAGGCCUUCCGUCACCGCCUCUGGGCCGUCAUCACCAUCCAGGCCAGCGUCCGCGCCAUGAUCGCACGCAGGCUCUACAAGCGGCUGAAAGGGGAGUACCACCGGCGGCUGGAGGCAGAGAAGAUGCGUCUGGCCGAGGAGAUGAGGCUCAGCAAGGAGAUGAGCAGUAAGAAGGCAAAGGAGCAGGCCGAACGCACACACCAGGAGCGCUUGGCCCAGCUGGCACGGGAAGAUGCAGCCAGGGAGAUCGGGGAACGCAAGGAAGCACGUCGGAAGAAGGAAAUGCUCCAGCAGUUGGAGAAAGCUCGCAAUGAGCCGGUGAACGACUCGGAGAUGGUGGACAAGAUGUUUGGCUUCCUGGGCGUCCCCUCUGUGGUGCCCGGACAUGAGGGCCAGCCACCCGCUGGGUUUGAGGAUCUGGAGAGGUCACCACGGCCCAUGGAUGAAGAGGAUUUGGACGCCAGCCUUCCGUUACCGGAGGAAGAGGAGGAAGAUCUCUCCGAGUACAAAUUUGCCAAAUUUGCCGCCACCUAUUUCCAGGGCACCACCACCCACACCUACAUCCGGCGGCCCCUCAAGGUGCCCUUGCUCUUCCACGAUGAUGAGGGCGACCAGCUGGCAUCGUUGGCGGUGUGGAUCACCAUCUUGCGCUUCAUGGGCGAUCUGCCGGAGCCCAAGUACCACACGGCCAUCAGUGACGGCAGCGAGAAGAUCCCGGUCAUGACCAAGAUCUACGAGACCCUGGGGAAGAAGACCUACAAACGGGAGCUCCAGGCUCUACAAGGCGACGCAGAGAGCGUGCAGGCCGAUAAGAAGAACACUGUGCGGCACAAGUUGGUCUCACUGACUCUGAAGAAGAAGUCCAAGCUGACGGAAGAGGUGGCAAAGAGACUGAAUGAUGGGGAUUACAGUCUACGGGGGAACAGUAUGCUGGAAGACAGACCCACCUCCAACCUGGAGAAGCUUCACUUCGUCAUUGGGAAUGGGAUCCUACGCCCGGAACUCAGGGACGAGAUCUACUGCCAGAUCUGCAAGCAACUGAGCCAGAAUCCAUCCAAGACCAGCCACGCCCGCGGUUGGAUCCUCGUCAGUCUGUGCGUCGGCUGCUUCGCCCCGUCCGAAAAGUUUGUGAAGUAUCUGAGGAACUUCAUCAACGGUGGUCCCCCCGGCUAUGCCCCCUACUGUGAGGAGAGGAUGAGGAGGACGUUUGCUAACGGCACCCGGACACAACCGCCCAGCUGGCUGGAGCUGCAGGCCACCAAGUCGAAGAAGCCCAUCAUGUUGCCCAUCACCUUCAUGGACGGGACAACCAAGACCCUCCUGACCGACUCUGCCACAACGGCCAAGGAGCUCUGCAACUCUCUGGCGGACAAGAUCGGCCUGAAGGAUCGCUUUGGAUUUUCCCUGUACAUUGCGCUGUUUGACAAGGUGUCCUCGUUGGGCAGCGGCAAUGACUACGUAAUGGAUGCGGUCUCCCAGUGUGAGCAGUACGCCAAGGAACAGGGGGCGCAGGAGAGGAACGCACCCUGGCGCCUGUUCUACCGCAAGGAGAUCUUCACCCCCUGGCACAACCCCAGCGAGGACCUGGUGGCCACCAACCUCAUCUAUCAGCAGACCGUCAGGGGCGUCAAGUUUGGGGAAUACAGGUGUGACAAGGAGGAAGACCUUGCUGAACUAGCCUCCCAGCAGUAUUACGUGGACUACGGUUCUGAGAUCGUUCUGGAGCGGCUGAUGAGCCUGAUUCCUUCUUACAUUCCCGACCGAGAAGUCAACUCGUCCAAAACUAUUGAGAAGUGGGCACAGUACAUCGUAGCGGCUCACAAAAAGGGGGUUUAUACUCAGAAGAGAAUGGACCCUCAGAAGGUGAAGGAGGAGGUUGUGGACUUUGCUCGUUUCAAAUGGCCGUUGCUGUUCUCCCGAUUCUACGAGGCCUUCAAGUUCUCAGGACCAAGCCUGCCCAAAAACGACGUGAUUGUUGCAGUCAACUGGACUGGUGUUUACUUCGUCGACGAACAGGAGCAAGUCCUUCUGGAACUUUCCUUCCCCGAAAUCACGGCUGUGACCAGCAGCAGGGGCGGUAAGAUGCAAGGCCAGAGCUUCACCCUGGCCACCAUUAAAGGUGACGAAUACACCUUCACCUCCAACAAUGCAGAGGACAUCCGCGACCUUGUGGUCACCUUCCUCGAGGGCCUGAGGAUGAGGUCAAAGUUCGUUGUGGCUCUGCAGGAUAACCCGAACCCCGUGGGAGAUGACCUGACCUUCCUGACCUUCCUGAAGGGAGACCUGAUAGUCCUGGACCAGGACACAGGAGAGCAAGUGAUGAGCUGCGGCUGGGCUCAUGGGGUGAACGAGAGGACCAAGCAGAAGGGCGACUUCCCCACCGAAUGCGUCUACGUUAUGCCCACGGUGACCAAGCCCGCGGCCGAGAUCGUGUGCCUGGUUACCAUGACGCCAGACCAGAGACAAGAAGCCAUCAAGACAUCACAGCUGACGGUGGGGGAAGUGGAGGAGAAGGCCAAACUCUACACCUUGGAGGAGUUCUCCUAUGACUACUUCAGGCCUCCUCCUAAACACACGCUCAGCCGAGUGAUGAUCACCAAGAGUCGGGGCAAAGACAAGCUGUGGUCCUGUACACGUGAACCCCUCAAACAGCCGCUCCUCAAGAAGCUGCAGGGCAACGAGGAACUCUCACAGGAAUCAUGCCUGGGAUUUGUGGGUAUCAUGAAGUACAUGGGCGACCACCCAUCCAAACGCACGCGCUCCGUCAACGAGCUGACCGACCAGAUCUUCGAAGCUGCAUUGAAGGGGGAGCUGAUGAAGGAUGAGAUUUAUUGCCACAUCCUGAAGCAGCUGACGGAUAACCAUGUGAAGUACAGUGAGGAGCGAGGCUGGGAGCUGCUCUGGUUGUGCACUGGCCUCUUCCCUCCCAGUAACAUCCUGCUGCCUCACGUACAGAGGUUUCUACAGUCUCGCAAAGGCCACCUGCUCGCCCCCGACUGCAUGCACCGACUGCAGAAGGCACUGCGAAAUGGCUCCCGCAAGUACCCGCCCCACCUAGUGGAAGUAGAGGCCAUCCAGCACAAAACCACCCAGAUAUACCACAAGGUCUACUUCCCUGACGACACUGAUGAGGCAUUUGAAGUGGAAUCGAGCACAAAGGCUAAGGAUUUCUGCCAACGUAUCUCCGCCCGGCUCCUCCUGAAAUCCGCCGACGGCUUCAGUCUGUUCGUGAAGAUCUCCGACAAGGUGAUCAGCGUUCCCGAAGGGGAUUUCUUCUUUGACUUUGUGCGCCAUCUCACCGACUGGAUCAAGAAGGCCCGGCCGGUCAAAGAUGGUGUUGUUCCUUCGCUGACCUACCAGGUGUUCUUCAUGAAGAAGCUGUGGACACACACCGUUCCUGGCAAGGACCAGAUGGCCGACUCCAUCUUUCAUUACUACCAGGAGCUGCCCAAGUAUUUGCGGGGUUACCACAAGUGUUCCCGGGACGAGGUGCUGCAGUUGGCCGCGCUCAUUUACCAGGUGAAGUUCGAGGAUGACAAGUCCCAGUUCCCCAACAUUCCCAAGAUGCUGAAGGAGUUGGUGCCUCAGGACGUGGUGCGGCAGCUCUCCCCAGAUGACUGGAAACGGUCCAUCGUGGCUUUCUACAAUAAACAAGCUGGGAAGUCCAGAGAAGAGGCCAAGCUGCUAUUCCUGAAGUUGAUCUACAGGUGGCCUACCUUUGGAUCGGCUUUCUUUGAAGUAAAGCAAACCACCGAGCCAAACUACCCUGAGAUCCUUCUCAUUGUGAUCAAUAUGCAUGGAAUGAGCCUCAUCGACCCAAAGACCAAGGAUAUUCUCACCACCCAUCCGUUCACCAAGAUAUCAAACUGGAGCAGUGGCAACACCUACUUCCACAUCACCAUCGGCAACCUGGUGCGGGGCAGCAAGCUGCUGUGUGAGACUUCCCUGGGCUACAAAAUGGACGACCUGUUGACCUCCUACAUCAGCCAGAUGUUGACAUCCAUGAACAAGGACCGCAGUACAAAGGCUGGCAAAUGAACCUCUUGCGACUACUGGCUCUGGGCCUGUCGGCUCAUCCAGAUGUUGAGGCCCGCGGGUAAUCCUUGCAGCUGGAAUAAGACCUUCUCCACCCAGAUCUGGAGCAUGAGGAGAAGUCCUCCAGCGAGCUCCUCGAGCAGUGACUCCCACUCUUCCUCCAGCGAAGAUGACUAUUUGUAGUGUUUGUGUGUGUGUGUGUGUGUAUGUGUGUAUCUGUGUGUGUGUGUGU
Leucoraja erinaceus (little skate) is the source of this 5410-nucleotide messenger RNA. Its product is annotated as unconventional myosin-VIIa-like. The coding region runs from base 223 to 5181 and encodes 1652 amino acids. Gene Ontology annotation, molecular function: ATP binding; protein binding; cytoskeletal motor activity. Gene Ontology annotation, cellular component: myosin complex; cytoskeleton. The record is from RefSeq and is a predicted model, not a curated record. NCBI's taxonomy places the organism in Eukaryota, Metazoa, Chordata, Chondrichthyes, Rajiformes, Rajidae. The transcript has 36 exons.